Sardina pilchardus (European sardine) is the source of this 1467-nucleotide messenger RNA. It is a transcript of the gene adra1ba, whose product is annotated as adrenoceptor alpha 1Ba. NCBI's taxonomy places the organism in Eukaryota, Metazoa, Chordata, Actinopteri, Clupeiformes, Clupeidae. Bases 1 to 1467 code for a protein of 488 amino acids. The record is from RefSeq and is a predicted model, not a curated record. Gene Ontology annotation, cellular component: plasma membrane. Gene Ontology annotation, biological process: positive regulation of cytosolic calcium ion concentration; phospholipase C-activating G protein-coupled receptor signaling pathway; positive regulation of heart rate by epinephrine-norepinephrine. The transcript is spliced from 2 exons. Gene Ontology annotation, molecular function: alpha1-adrenergic receptor activity.
AUGAGUUUUGAUACUGAUGAUGCCAUGGACAUUUGGAACAAUGGUUCCGAGCUGCAAGAAGUGCUACAGAGAACAGGGACAAAUAACUCCAACUUAAACGCCACAAAUGUGACUGAGACCCACGAAACAAGCUCUUUCACGCUUUCAAGGGCCGUGCCACUUGGCAUGGUCCUCGGCGCCUUCAUAGUAUUUGCUAUAGUUGGGAAUAUACUUGUUAUUCUGUCUGUUGUUUGUAACAGACAUUUGCGUAUCCCAACAAACUAUUUUAUCAUAAAUUUAGCUAUUGCUGACCUGUUGCUGGGCACUACCGUUCUACCAGUGUCUGCCACUUUGGAGAUUCUUGACUCCUGGGUUUUCGGUAGAAUAUUUUGUGACAUAUGGGCUGCAGUGGAUGUUUUAUGUUGCACCGCAUCCAUCAUGAGUUUAUGCGUAAUAUCUAUUGACCGUUACAUCGGAGUGCGCUAUCCGCUGCAAUACCCAACCAUUGUAACAGAGAAACGAGCAAUUUUUGCCAUGCUUGGUGUGUGGGCUCUUGCUAUUGUAAUAUCCAUUGGACCUUUGCUGGGGUGGAAAGAACCUCCUUCAGAUGAUGACACAAUUUGCCCUAUUACUGAGGAGCCCUUUUAUGCCCUUUUUUCCUCUUUGGGUUCAUUUUACAUUCCAUUGGCAGUUAUCCUUGCCAUGUAUUGCCGCGUGUAUAUUGUUGCUAAACGGACCACUAAGAACUUAGAGGCAGGUGUAAUGAAGGAACGGAUGGAUUCGAAUGAGCUUACACUUCGGAUUCACUAUAAAGGCUCCAACACACAAGAGGAUUGCAGUGGCACGUCAAAGGGUCAAGCCAGGAGCUCAUUGACAGUGAAGCUAUUAAAGUUCUCUCGAGAGAAGAAAGCUGCUAAAACACUCGGAGUCGUGGUGGGCAUGUUUAUUUUAUGUUGGCUACCAUUUUUCCUCGUAUUACCAAUUGGCUCCUUCAAUGCCAGCCUGCGUCCACCAGAGACCUUCUUUAAAGUGAUAUUCUGGCUGGGAUACUUCAACAGCUGCCUGAAUCCCAUCAUCUACCCUUGUUACAGCCGCGAGUUCAAGCAAGCCUUCAUCCGCAUCCUCAGAUGUCAGUGCCACCACAGAAGACCCCGUGGGCUGAGGGCGUACAACUACCGCUCCAACCUGGGCUCCUCCAACCACGCCUAUGUCGGCAUUCACUCAGCCUGUUUUAAUGGGAGCCAGCAGACCCUCACUUCCAUUCACCCCAGCCCUGCUUUCGGAACCAAGGCAGUCGUGUCCAAAACGGAGUCGGGCCAGUUACCAGGAUGGGGCCCGUGUUUGUCUUCCUCCUCCUCGUCCAUGUCUGGGAGCCCAUUCCCAGGUGAUGUCCAGUCUGUUGCUGGAAAUGUCUGCCCAGAUAGUAGCAAACCGGGAAGAAUGGCUCUGCUGUUCCCUAGUGAAAAAAAUAACUCUGCCCACCAGUGA